Messenger RNA from Brachypodium distachyon (stiff brome), 2540 nucleotides. Its product is annotated as bifunctional endo-1,4-beta-xylanase XylA. The coding region runs from base 1376 to 2254 and encodes 292 amino acids. The record is from RefSeq and is a predicted model, not a curated record. The transcript is spliced from 2 exons. Lineage: Eukaryota; Viridiplantae; Streptophyta; Magnoliopsida; Poales; Poaceae.
CUGACACGGCUCCCAACGAACAGGCAAACGCACGCACAAGAACUCCCUAUUUUAAUCCCCUCCUCUCCCGUCCUCUCCGGCUGCGAAACCAACGACGGCACACCCAAACCCCAACCGCCUUUGCCUCCUCGCCACCGCCCGCGCCUCGCUUCCCCGCGGUCUCGUCGUCGGUUCCGCCGCUUAAUCGGCUCGUCCAGUUCACCACCGUCUUAUUGGCCAGAUUGAUAGAACGCGUGCUAUCUCAGAUUCUCGGGUCGCCGCCACCGUGUUAGUUCGCCCCGGUUGGAGACGGACCAUUCGCUUACCGAUUCCCGAGGCCGCCUUGCGACGUGUCCCCCGGGGGAAUUAGGGUCGAGAGCGGAAAGCUCCGGCCUUGGCAAGCUGGGUUCCAGUUCUCGGCAGGCGUCCAUGGCGGCGGAAAGGCGGCCCAGCUACAGGGACAGGGACAGGACGGCGCCAGGCGAGUCUGGCAAGUAUUGGAGGGCGCCUCGCUCUCAGUCCCACGGUGCGUUUCUCGAUCCGUCCUCGCCUUGUUUCCAGUCUUGUCGAUUUCUGCUCUUUGCUUGCCGUUUAGAUGGGUUGCGCCGCUUUCCCCAUUCUCCUCGGGUGAUUUCCUGUGCGGGAAAUCUAUAAUGCGCAGGGAAUACAUGUGUUCGGGUUACUACCUUCCUUCCAGGAUUCAUCUGUUCGCGGCAAUGUCGAGACGCGGUAACUAACGUUUUGGGUAAAAUUGGGUCGUCAGGUAGCAACAUCAUGCAAGUAGUAUGUAUGUCCGGUUGAGUCGUAUGCCAGUGCCCCGAUUGGGUAAGUGCGUCCUCUUGGAGCAUACACUGACUACGUUUGGGGAGUUCUUGUACUGCUUGCUUUUAUGGGUCUGAUAGUGGCCGUGAACCUGCUUAUGGAUGAAAAGAUGAUAUUGUUUUUGAGAAAUCACACAGAGUUGCUAACAUUUUGUUUAUGACAUCUGAUCCCACACAACUCUGGUAGUGAUUUUGGUCUGCAAUAUAAAACUAGCUGAGUUUAUUUUACAUGCUUGAUCAGAAUAAUUUUUCUUCGAAAAAACGUAUUAAGAAGAAUUAUCAGCAGGAGCAUUCUUUGCAGUUUACUUUGCUAAAAAGCAAAUUAUGUUUCAGAAAUACCAAAUGACAGGUCUACAAUUUCAAGCCUUGUAAAUUGGUAGGGGUCAACCACUCAUCUGCACAUUUAUGUGUUCUGCCAGCGUUCAGUAGGAAUCAAAUGGAUGUUUUGCAACUACACCAUGGGAUGGAUUCUUUAGUAAGGCGGUGGGAAUUUCUCUGUUCCACUGUGGGAGAAGAAAUUCUGCACUGAUGCUUGUGCUAUCCCCUGGGGUAAGCUGUGUGAGACCAAGAGAUUGAUGUCAUUGUACAAAAAUAUUGUUGACUGGAAGGAUUCAGCUGCAUUUGAAGCUUUCAAUGAUGCAAAGGCCCGUUUCUGUGCUCUAUAUCAUGAUCAACCUUGUGACAUCCCUUUGCCUGAUCCAAACAUGUUUAUUGACACAGUCAACCCAGAUGAGCAUGUUGAUCCUGAAUUGGUGGCUGAUCUAGAGAGGUCACGACGUGCUGUUCCCAAAAUGGACAUCGCUGCAGCAGAUUGCUGGGACUCCUUUAUUUUCACAGACAAGCCAGUUCCGGCCACAGGAUGGGGUGAUGGCGAAACAAGCAACACUACCGGUCAGAAAUGCUCUGUAAAUUGGGAUAAUCAUGAGGAACAGCUGAUUGAAGUGCAUUGCAGGCAAAGCUCAGUGAACUGGGAUAAUUAUGGGCCCGAUAAUUAUGCCAGUCAGCCUGCUCAAACCUUUGUCCAACAAAGCUCAGGAAAUUGGGACAUGUAUGUGGAACAGCGAGGUCAAACAAGCAGCUGGGGGGCGCCAAUCUUGCCCUCCACAUCCAAUUGGGACAUGAAUGAUGAAUCCCUGCAUGCAUGGAAUGGUGACCACUGUUGGGGUUCUGCAGCUAUUCAGACAGAUUCGGACAACCAUGGAGAUAACUAUGAUGUGUCUGACAGUCAAGGCAGGUCAUAUGGGCACUGGAGAAGGCGAAAUAAUGAGUCUGGCAGAAGGAGCAGCAGGAAUAGAGAUAGAGGAGGUUCCAUUAGCUCCAAGGUUAUGAAAUCAAAGUACCAGGCAGACGAGCAUAACAGCUCGAGUAAUGGCUGGAGACAUUGCCGAGUGAGAGAUAACACGCCUUACUCUUAUGAGCAUCCUGGUUACACCAACCAAUCACUGGCAAUGUGAAUGCUCUUGAUGUUCGCCACUUCACACUUUGGAGGUGUCAUUUUGUGCUAGUGAAUGUGGACAUCUUCAGAUAAAUUAGAACAUCGAAGGCCCCUGUAGGUUGUGUUACCCUACUUUUUUUGUUUUGCUUGACGUUCCUGGAGAUAGUGACGGCUUUGUCACACAAUUUGUGUGUUCUGUACAUAUAUGCUUUGAGCCCAGUUGUUUUGUUUUGGCUGUAUUGCGUUGUCAAUGUUGCAUAAUCGUAGUUGGAAUGAAGGUGUUGUCGGUGCCCUGUUUUUCUUCA